AUGACUACAGCAAGGGCAACCUUGCCCUCAUUCGCUCCCACUGGCAAGAUGUUCUCGUCAGUAGUAAUGAUGAUGGCUUUGCUUUUCGCACUAGUGAUAGCCACCGGAUAUGUUCAUGUUGCUUCACAGGCCCCUUCUUCCACUUCAUUCACACAAUACGUCAUCUCGCUCAUGUUCAUGAUCCAAAAGAGGGCUAGUUUAAUGUCCAUCAAACAGGAUUUUCUUACGAAAAGAAGCGCUGUUCAAUAUUCGCAAAGAAUCAACUCGAAUACGCAAUCAGCAAUGGCCAUGUCGAAGCCUUACGUGACCAAGUUAGGUCUCAAUCAACAACAAUAUGAUGCUCUAUUGGAAGCCAAGAUUAAACAAGCAGAUAAAUCCAAUCAGGAUCUAUACGAAGCAAAUAGCUACGUAAACGUCACGGAGAAUGCCAUUUUGGUGACAAACGAAAAUAUCGAAUUAAUCAAUCAGAAUCUUACCAGCGUACUAUUAAGCUAUCACAAAUGGCAAACUACAGAACAGCACUUGAUUUCUGGCAAUAUGUCCAUACAACCAGUGAAUGGAUAUAUGGAGUCAUAUACCACAUUUAUGCCCGUUCUAAGAAUUAGAAAUAGAAUAUCGGCAGGUGCAGGUCAUGGCCUGUUCAUUGGACCAAAUGGUCGAGUGUACUCAUGGGGAGUAGAUACAGGAGGUAGCUUGGGAAGAGAAGCCACAAAAUCUCAACCAUUUCCUUCGUUGAGCACUCCUACUGACCUGCCAGCCAACCUUACCAUACAGCAAAUUGCUUCUACAUAUUAUGGUAAUCUCAUCUUGAGUGAAGAUGCUGUCUACGAUUGGGGUAAAAACGAUUACGGACUUGCUGCUGAUGGUACUAUCCUUAAUAGAAAAGUUCCAACCAAAGUGUUUUCUUGGGAUUUGCAGGGACCAAAAAGAAUUGAUCAAAUUGCAGCUGGUGCAUUCAACUACUUUGCAGUAGAUGAGAAUGGCAAGUUGUACUCAUGGGGAAGAAAUGAUAGAGGACAACUCGGAGAUAGAACCACCAUCGACAAAUGGAGACCUGUCGACGUUUACAUGAAAGGUUCUCUUGUGAAUCAAACUGUUGUUAAGGUUUGUGCAGGACAAUUACAUACCACUGUAUUGACUUCACUCGGUCAAGUCCAUACCUUUGGAGACAAUACGUUUGGACAAUUGGGAAUUGGAAGAAGUGGCAGUGAUAAACCAUUCAUUAUGGAAGCAGCUAAUGUUGUCAUGAAUGGCUCAUUGGCAUCUAAAACUGUUGUUGAUAUCCAAUGCGGUGAUUUCCACAACCUUCUUCUUACCGCAGAUGGUAAAGUUUAUGGAUGGGGUCUCAAUAACAAGGGUCAAAUUGGUGAUGGCUCUAUUGCUGCUAGAUUAUUCCCUGUACAGAUUCCAGAUUACUCUUUUGACAACCGAAGAAUAAUUUCAAUCAUUGCUGAUAUGAACGUUUCUUUUGCAAUUGCUGAGAAUGGUCCUUUAUAUGCUUGGGGUCAAAACGAUAAUUAUCAACUUGGUGUAAAUGCAUCUUCGUAUGUUACUACACCUCAAACCGUGUCUCUUCCAGCAGGACUUGCUCCCGUUGAAUUGGUAAUGAUGGAGAAAUCCACCAUCAUGCUUGCAACAGACGGAAAUUUCUAUGGUACAGGUUAUUCAUCGUCGAAUGCUGAACUGCUAAAUGUUACUACUCCACAAACUAAUUUUUCUCUUGUGUAUGCAUUCCCUAAACAAUACUUACCUCUAGAGAGAAGACACUAUCCUUAUAUUGAACUCAAUGAUAUUUCAUAUUCGUUCGUUGGUAGACAUUUCUUCUCUUUCCCUGACAAUGGUUUUGAUGCAUUUGUUAGAAAUAACACAUCUCCAGAGUAUUGGAAAAUGUUGGAUUACCACAACGCUACCCGUAAAAUUUUCCAAGGUUCAAUUUACAAUACUCACGUUCUUCGUGCCAACAAUUAUGUUUACAUGUUUGGAGGAAUAGUCAAUGGUUCCAUCUCAAAUGUGAUUUACAGAGCACCUAUUGACAAUAUUGAGAAUGGAUGGGAGACUGUCAAACAAACCUUACCUUAUGCCGUUGCAUCUGGAAUGUCAAUCUUACUGGAUGAUUAUUAUUACAUUUUUGGAGGUCUAGUUUUUUGGCAAGAUCAAGCAGGUUUUGUUAAUAUUUCUGCCACGUCUUCGAUUCUGAGAUGCCAUGUUUCAAGUCCAACCCAAUGGGAAGUUAUGAAAUCUGGUAGCCUUCCAAAAGGUGUCUAUAGUGGAAAUAUUGCAAGGAUUGACGAUUAUGUCUACAUAUUCGGUGGUAGAGUCAGUACAGGAGAUGCUUAUGCUGAUAUCUUGAGAGCUCCAUAUCUUAACGUUAGUCAAUGGAUCAACACUUAUGCUGUUUUACCUUUCCCAAUUGCAGAUGGACCAAUGGUGAUCACUGAUGACAAUAUUUAUAUCUUUGGAGGUUAUAUUUCGGAAAAUACUCCUGACGUUUUGGGCAAGUACAUUAAGAGAGUAUGUGUGACUACUAAGAAAGAUCCUGUUGGAAUGUGGACCGUGUCAGGAGAUGAUCUUCCAACCGUACCUGCUCAUUUAGCAGUUACAACAUCUGUAGUUGUUGAUAAUAAUCUGUACUUGUAUGGAUAUGAUUCAACAAAACCAACGACGACACAUAUCCAAGACAAGUUGGUCAACUCUUUCGUUCGAAUUCCUUUUGUAUAA
Messenger RNA from Naegleria lovaniensis, 2718 nucleotides. RefSeq lists its product as uncharacterized. The record is from RefSeq and is a predicted model, not a curated record. The coding region runs from base 1 to 2718 and encodes 905 amino acids. The transcript has 3 exons. NCBI's taxonomy places the organism in Eukaryota, Heterolobosea, Eutetramitea, Acrasida, Naegleriidae. Gene Ontology annotation, molecular function: protein binding.